Molecule: messenger RNA, 7409 nt
Organism: Acipenser ruthenus (sterlet)
Lineage: Eukaryota; Metazoa; Chordata; Actinopteri; Acipenseriformes; Acipenseridae
Product: carbohydrate sulfotransferase 11
Exons: 3
Coding region: 156-1214 (352 amino acids)
Biological process (GO): proteoglycan biosynthetic process; carbohydrate biosynthetic process
Cellular component (GO): membrane
Molecular function (GO): sulfotransferase activity
Source: RefSeq, a predicted model, not a curated record
CGCUCCAGGGUUCGCAUUGAAAUGAAUGAGGCAGAAGCUGUCAGUAGCUCCAUCAGGACCAACACGCUCCUUUAACGCAGCAUUUCAAAAUUCAAUUACACAAAAAUCCCAGACGGAUCCCAUCCACUGCGAUACACAGAUCUCCACAGACAGCCAUGAAGCAGGCUCUGCUAGAGUUGAUGAGGAUGAACAGAAUCUGCCGGAUGGUGCUCGCCACUUGCUUAGGAUCUUUUAUUCUCGUCAUCUUUUAUUUCCAAAGUAUGUUCCAUCCAGUAAUCCAUAGGAAUCCAUUUGCAUCUGACGCCUGUUGUAGGAAAGGCUCACGGAAUGCCCUGCAGGAGCUGUACAAUCCCACCCAGCUGGAGUAUUCGAGCACUGCUGUUCUUCACCAGAUGCGGAGAGACCAGGUAUCGGAUACCUGCAGAGCCUACAACGCCUCCAGUCGCAAGCGGCGUGUUCUGACUCCCAGCGACCUCAAGCACUUGGUGGUGGACGAGGAGCACGAGAUGAUCUACUGUUAUGUGCCCAAGGUUGCCUGUACCAACUGGAAGCGGGUGAUGAUGGUGUUGACUGGGCGUGGCAAGUACAGUGACCCCAUGGAUAUUGCUCCCAGUGAGGCGCACAUCCCCUCCAACCUCAAGACUCUCAACCAGUACAGCAUCCCAGAGAUCAACCACCGCCUGAAGAGCUAUCUCAAGUUUCUCUUUGUGCGGGAGCCCUUCGAGAGGCUGGUGUCAGCCUACCGCAACAAGUUCACCAGGAAGUACAACACCUCUUUCCACAAGCGCUUCGGCACCAAGAUCGUGCGCCGGCAUCGCAAGAAUGCCACUCAGGAGGCCCUGCACAGCGGCAGUGACGUCAAGUUCGAGGAGUUUGUGGGCUACCUCAUCCACCCCACCACGCAGAAGGAGGAGCCCUUCAACGAGCACUGGCAGACUGUCUACUCCCUCUGCCACCCCUGUCACAUCCGCUACGACCUGGUGGGCAAGUAUGAAACCCUGGAGGAGGACUCCAACUACAUUCUCCGGCUGGCCGGGGUCAUCAACUACCUUCGUUUCCCAACUUAUGCCAAGUCCACCCGUACAACCGAUGAAAUGACUGCAGAAUUCUUCCAGAACAUCAGCUCCCAUCACCAGACGCAGCUCUUCGAACUCUACAAAUUUGAUUUCCUGAUGUUCAACUACACCACACCAAGCUACCUGAAACUGGAAUGAGGACUCAAGGGACUGGCUAUAUUUGGAAUUCUCACAUUGUCAUGGGGGCAGGGGUUUGAAUGUGUUGUAUUUGGCUUAAAGGGACUUGUUUUGUUCUGCUUGAGGAGCUCUUAGGCUCUUCAUUUGGCUUCUCCCAAUAACCCAAAUCCGUUGGAGAUAGUGAAGUUGGCUAAAGUAACUUUUAUAAUCUGGAGGUGAGGAGCAUUACUUUGGUCGUCGUUCCUCCAGGAAACUACUGAUGGCCAAUCAGUCACAUUUUCUCUGAAGCAAAGGACCUUGAGUCCAUUGUGGUAUCAAAAUACCCACGGUAGCAGCAGGUAUGCUUAAAAAAACAGAAUCCCUUUGUGAAACAGGCAACACCUAAAGAGGCCAUAAACAUGUCUAGCCAACAGGUCAUAUUUUGUACUUAAAUCCAUAAAAAAACAUAACUGUACAGGAUUUAAAAUUAGAACUCCACCCCAGUUGAAUGUAAAAACCAAAGAUCAUCGCUGCCCAGUUGGGUUUGCCAUUGAUGCAUCAUUUCUGGGAUCAGCUGACUGAAAAGAGAGAAAACUCAGUGUUGGGAAAAAACCAAAGGGUAAAUCUUCUCAGUGACCUAGCUAGAACUGUAGCAAUAGGAAUUCCAUGGUUAGAAUCAGACAUGCUAAAUAAAGCACCUAGCUCAGUUCUCCAAUUAUGAUAUUUUCUGCUCUAUUUGGUCCUUAGUGGUUAAGAACUCUGUUUUUAUGUAGUUCUCACUCGGAAUUAACAACUCCCCCUCCUUAUUAGCAUACCUUUAGGCACUCUGGUGAGGAUGUUUUUUUUUUUUUUUUAAAUGAAAUAAUUUAACAGAAAUAUUUAUCCCCUCAUUCCUUCAGUGAGGACACAUAUUAUGGUCCCCAAGGAACACUUGUUAAAAAUAGAUAAAGUAAACAAAGCACCUUAAUCCUACUACUGUUAGGAUAUUUACAUUUCAUCUGCUCCAAUAGCACAAGGCCUCAGCCAUGCUGAACAUACUUUACAAUAAUCAUUCCUAAAUAAGAAUGCUGAAAGUGAACUUCAGUACAUCUAAAAUCCCAUGGUUUGCACACACCAAACUGCUUCCUGCCCUGGAAACUUGAAAACAAGGGCCCCACAUACAGAUUUGGGGAGUCCCCUUAGAACAAAAUGUGGAAGAUGGCAGAGCCCCCCCCCCCCCUCCAGAAAGCCCUUAGCACCCCCCUGUUCCUCCACUAAAUACAUUUCAUUGCUGGUAGACAAGAGAUAAAGCACCUGCCAUUGUCUACAGUUAGAACAUUUCUCUGAGGACUGGAGGGAGGUGCUGAGGGACAGCGAUUUGAACCCCUGCUUUUAUGACUAUGCAUUUGUUUGUGUUUUUGUAAAUUAAUGAUUAUUAUUUUUGUUGGUUUUAAAAAGAGAUGCUGCGAGCAGCACACUCAGAAUUAUUUAAAUUACUUUAAAUGUGAGAAAGGACGGAUUGCUUUUUUAUUUUUAUUUUCAGUGACAGAAUUAAUAGAAUUUUGUUUUUAAAAUAACUUCUGGUACACUGUGUUGUUGUUUUUUUUAAGUAAAGUUCUUUUAUGAUACGUUCUCUGGAACAUGCUGUAAGUAAUGUUAUUUAUUUUUACUCAUAAUGGGACUGGUUUAACUGAUGUUACUGCCACAACGUAUCACACUCAUUAGGCUCUGUCACAAUGAAACAAUAGCUCUGGGUCUAAGAGAUCCCUCUCUAAUUUGGGACAAACAUUAAUUUUUAAAAAAAAAAAGCAGCACAGUUAUGAGCAGAAACAUUUGGUGACUGUAACAAACCAUUAAAACCUGCAGACAACUACCCUGCAGAGCUGCACAACUUCCAGACUGUUCCGACACCAAAUCAUGCUACACAAUAUUCUGUUCCUAAUAAAAAGUGCUAUACGUAAGACAUCACAGCACAAAUAUUCUCAAAGCUUGCCUCCUCAGUGCUGUUUUGAGACAGGGCCUUGUUAGAAUAAAAGACUGAUGCUCAUAAGCAACCAUAGUGACAAAAUAUGCCCAUCUUCACAACAUACUUCAGCAUCAUGUUCACCUGCUUAUACCAUUUGGGUGGAGUGGUGGUCCAACAAGUCAAAGGUGUUCAGGUGUAAAGUACACUUGUAACUACACAAUUUAGCUAUGGUUCAUAAAUUACAUCCUUUGGUUCUAAUAUUAUCAUAAAUUAGUCAAACUCCAUCAUCCCAAGAGAAAAUAUAUGAUAACAAUACAGCAAACAACUUCAUUUGAGGAAGGAAGUUAGGUGGAACAGCAGGUUAACUCAUUGGUCCCCUAUGGAGGCCGAGACCAGUUUAUGUGAAAUAAGUUUGAGAGACAUGAUUAAACUCAAAGGAUUUUCUUCUGGUGAAAGUUUUUUUUUUUAAAGAUACUGUAAGAAGUCAAUGUAAGGAUUGAGGUAUACUUCCGAGCUAUGAAUUGAUGAGCUCAUGACGCUCAUUAGGUGCACUAAAAAUAAAAUAAUUUGAGCUGAAAAAUGAUUAUCAAAAUACAGCUGUGUCUCAUUUCUCCUCCAUGGCAUUAUAUAUAUAUUUGGAGAAAGCACCAAUUAGCAGUUAAAUCUGGAAAACACAAAAAGGAAAAAACAUGUGGUUGAUGUCGUUGGUUACAACAACAUAACAUUUGUUUCAGAACGUUUAUAUAAAAACAAAAGAAAAAAUAGACUGGUUGGAUAGAUCCCAUGCACAAACGUUUAAAUAGAUGUUAAAAUGAACAGCCAUGCACAGUGUUUUGUUCCAGUGUUUUGUUUUUCUAUUCAGAUUUAAAGAGCAUCUUGUUAUGGGUAAGAACUAUCAGUUUACUUUGUCUCUGUUUCAGUCUGCACAUUCUGGUUACUUUUUAAAACGCAGCAGUUUAAACCUCCCAGGUGUCCUCAAUAGAUCUUAGAAUCGUAUCUGAACUCAUACAGCUGUACAUCAGAGUGUAACCAUUAACCUGUCCCCCUGCCCUUGUGCAUGGAAUAUAUGCCACAUUUGCUUUAAGAGUAGGAAAUACCAAGUGUUGCAGGACAACAGAUUAAUGCACUUCAUUCUAACACACAUACUGCUGCAUCUCUUGUCCUGAGUCAGUCCUUCUACUGGACAGUGAAAGAGCGUUGUGGCAGAUAAUCUCACUGAACACAGCCCCGAUUCAUCUGCUAAGGGCGUGUCUUUCUCAAUCUUUACCAAACUCUUAAUUUGUUUUAUGUUUGUCUUCUGUAAUAGAACGUGUUCGUGUGACCAGCAACGGUGAAAUCAGAUCGAUGUUCUCAAAUGCAAAAUACCAUCAGCUACUCUAUUAAAUCACAAAUCAAUGUCUUAUUGUUAUGCCUUUCAAUUGUAUUGUAGUGGGUUUGAUCACAAGCCAGUGUUGAUGCUAAGUGUCAUACUGAAAUGUGCUGGAAAGUUAACAAGCAAGUAGUUAAUAGUUUAAACCCAAAGAAACAUGCCUAUCUUCUACAUCAGUGGUACUCAACUCUGGCCCUCAAGAUCCAAUCCAGUCCUGGUUUUUACUCCAAGCAUGUUCUAAUGUAGUUAAUUGAAGCUGUUAAGAUGCAAUUAACUAAUUUAGGACCUGCUUGGAAUAAAGACCAGCACUGGAAUAGAUCUGAAGGGCAGGGUUGAGUACCACUGUUCUACAUCAUCCCAAAAUCUGUACAUUUAUGUGACAUGGAAGCUUAGAGUAAUUAGGGUAUGCAUUAGUUAUAUUUUUUAAGCAAGGAACUGGGGUGUAGUAUGGGAAACACGGACACACAUUGGGCAUUAACCUGCUCCAUUUUCGUACUGCACCCUCCAGUCUGUGCCUCCAGUCCUCUUAGCUCUCUUAGCACUGUGCAUUCCAAACCCACUAGGCUCCAAAUUGUCUCAAUACAAUGUUCUUAGAAGUGGGUAUUGAUAUCCAUGGAUCUUUAAGGUUUUUUUCGGUACAGAAUUAUAGUAGUUGUGGUUUAUUAAGCUUUUUUUCUGAAAUUAGCUAGUGUUACACAGGGAACAAAUACCAACAUUCACUGAACAACGUACUGCAAAAGAGGGAGCAAGGGGAGAGGGGGUGGGAGGAGGAGGGUCCUGUCCUCUCAGUUUUUAACUCUUAAUCAGCCAGAAAUUCUCUCUGAAGUGCCACACCUUCCCGGCUUUUGCUAUGAAUGUUCAAGUCCUGCUUUGAGUAUUUCUGGAACCGCAGGUUUCCAAUAAUAAAGCAUUUAAAAGCAAAAUAUAUUUUUUUUUAUAUUUAUUUUGUUUGAAUGCCAUUUAUUUAAAUUCAAAUUUCUGUCUUUUCUAUUUAUUUAUUUAUAUAAAAACACUUUAUGGUUUUGCGCUUAUUUAUUGAUAAUAAAUCUUUAUGCACUCCAUUUUGUCAGCAUGCACGUUAAUAAUGAUGAUAGCAUUGCUGUAAACAUUCUUUUGUAAGAGGAAGAAAAUGGUGAGUUGAGUAAGGACUGAUUAAGAGUUAAUUUUAGAAAUACUUAAAGAAACUUGGCAAUAUUCAAUGACAAACCAUUCGAAUUGAAGUCAUCGAGAUAGACGUUUUGUCAUUGAGUUUUACAAAGCUUCUUUCAGUAUUUCUGAAUUUACCACUAUGGAGUGUUUUACAGUAAUUGCUCAAACUAAGAGUUAAUUGUUUGGUGGCAUUGACCUGAGAGGGGCCACAGAGCCUGUGCCUUGUACCCGCUACAGAUUAUACACCUUUGGGCCAUGUACAGAAAACACUUGCACCAAUUUUAAAUAAAAUAAUAAACUUUAUUUAACAACCAUGUUUCCUAAUGUAUUUGUCUGUGGAACUUACAAAUAAAAGUGAAGAGGUCCUUGAGACCUACAUUAUGGGCUGUGUGACCUGAUAAACACUGAAAACCUGGGGAUGGUGGCCAUAGCAUCUCAUUAUAGUAACGUCCAUUGUCUUCCGUCCAUUAGGUAGAAUGCUGUCUUUUGGUAAAUACUACUCCAGAACAAGGUUGUGAAUGUGUACAUUUAUGAAAUGGAUAUUUUAUUUUUAUUUUAUUUUUUAAAAAUUAGUCGUUGCCAAUUUUUUUUUAUUAUUAUUUUCUCCCCAAUUUGAAAUGCCCAAUUAUUUUGUUAUGCUCAGCUCACCGCUACCACCCCUGCGCUGACUCGGGAGGGGCGAAGAUGAACACACGUUGUCCUCCGAAGCGUGUGCCAUCAGCCGCCCGCUUCUUUACACACUGCGAACUCACCGUGCAGCCGCCUCAGAGCUACAGCGUCGGAGGCCAACGCAGCUCUGGGCAGCUUACAGGCAAGCCCGCAGGCGCCCGGCCAGACUACAGGGGUCGCUGGUGCGUGGUGAGCCGAGGACACCCUGGCCGACCUAACCCUCCCUCCCCCCGGGCGACGCUCGGCCAAUUGAGCGCCACCCCCUGGAAGCUCCUGUCCACGGUCGGCUGUGGAAUAGCCUGGACUCGAACUCGCGACGUCCAGGCUAUAGAGCGCAUCCUGCACUCUAGCAAGUGCUUUUACUGCAUGCGCCACUCGGGAGCCCCCGAAAUGGAUAUUUUAAAUACUCUAAUCCUGAUUGGUCAAAAAAGGUCACAUGGGGGUGUUGAUAUUACAGCAUAUCACCAUGGCUUGGCACUUCUUUUCAAAAAGGGGCAAAUCACUGAUAAAUACCCAUACACCAGUAGAAUUUUGGGAGAAAAACAAUGGCAGACUGUGGCAAUGCGCCCCGCCCGUGUGCAUUUGUGUGUUAUGUGUUGUAUGGUGCGUGUGUUAAUGUUGGUGUAUAGUCAUUGCUAUACGGGAUAUAAACGGGUCUGUGUUUCACGUGUAUUUAAAAAUGUAUAAUUGUAUUUAGGCACGGGAUUGCACAUCACUGCACGUGCAUUUAAAGUAAGUAAUAUGCGCGCACGAGGUUGCAAGUAAUUAAUUCACGUGCUGGGAUUCAAGUGAAUAAUUAAUUAGUAAUUGAAUCCCAGCACAAUAGUAUAAAUAGAUGCACAUUUCAUUCACUCGGGGUUGGGUGUUCGUGAGUGGAGAACGGGUGUAGAGAGGAGGAGAACUGAAGAGAAAUAAAGAAUAACAAUUGCUACAGCGUGCUGGAAGUGCCAGCACGGUACUUGUUUAAACGUUCGUCCGCUUGUUUUGUGUGUUAGUGCGUUUUGUUUGUCUAUUUAUUUUGGCGUAGAUUGCCGUGUCCUGUUUUUUGUGUUCGCUUAUUUUGUUUAUUAAAUGCUGAGCACACCCAAGUGAUCAGUUUCACCAA